Messenger RNA from Staurois parvus, 274 nucleotides. The record is from the annotation of a GenBank genome assembly. Lineage: Eukaryota; Metazoa; Chordata; Amphibia; Anura; Ranidae.
CAGCUGUGUCCAAUUACAGCUGAUCACAUGGGACAUGUACACAGAUCAUCAGAGCACUGAUGAUCAGUCAGUGCCACCUGUCAGUGUCCAUCAGUGCCUUGUGUCAGUGCUCAUCAGUGCCUUGUGCCAGUGCCCAUCAAUGCCACAUAUCAGUGCCUACCAGUGCACAUCAAUGCCACAUAUCAGUGCCCAUCUGAGCUGCCUUUCAGUGUUACCCAUCAGUGCCAUUCAGUGCCCCCUAUCAAUGCCAAUCAGUGCCACCUAUCAGUGCUGC